Molecule: messenger RNA, 1038 nt
Organism: Closterium sp. Yama58-4
Lineage: Eukaryota; Viridiplantae; Streptophyta; Zygnematophyceae; Desmidiales; Closteriaceae
Source: the annotation of a GenBank genome assembly
AUGGCUACCCCGCCUGUACUAGCUUUCGAUGCUGAGGGCCGCCCAGUGAAGUUUGAUACUUGGCUUGAUGACCUGCACCUCUUCCUACAGCUCACUGCCAAGGAGGAUAUCUCACUGUAUGACCACGCCCUCGGCCAUGCUCCUGCCCCUGCUACUGAUGCUGACAGCACUACCCGCUCCCAGUGGCAGACUCGUGACGCCCACGCUCGCUUUGCCAUCCGCAACUCCCUGCCGUUAGAUGAGCGCGAGCACUUCGGCCAGUGCAAGACUGCUAGGGACCUCUACACCGCUGUAGUUGCCUGUUACUCCUCACCCGCUUCUGCUACGCUAGGCCGCCUCACUCUUCCCUACCUGUUCCCCGACCUAGCCUCCUUUCACACUGUCGCAGACCUCAUCACCCACCUUAAGACUAGUGAGGCCCGCUUUCGCGCUGCUAUGCCUGCCGAGUUUCUCACUAGCAACCCCCCCCCGCUCUGGAUCACUCUCUACCACAUCGUCACCCGCCUCCCUGACUCUCUCCGCGCAGUCAGGGACCACUUCCUCUCUCGCUCCCCCACUGAGCUCACCGUUGACCUCCUCGAGAAGGAACUGCUUGCAGCUGAGGCGAGCAUCGUCGCUGUAGGCACCUCUCGUGGCGACCCCCGCACCCCGUUCUUUGAGGGGUGUUCCCCUUCCCCCCUCCUCCCCUCUGUUGCCUCUGCUGCUGCUGUCGACCUCCUUGGUGCUGAGAAGGUCGGGACCGCGUCUGCUUCGAGCGGGCGCCGCAGGGGCAAAGGGGGCAGGGGCGGGGGUGGCGGCGGAGGAGGUGGGGGUGGAGGCGGUGGGAGUGGAGGCGCGGCUGAGGAGGCUAGUGGCGGCAGUGGGGGAGGCGACAGCAGCGGCGGGAGUGGUGGCAGGGGCGGAGGCGGCAGCGGAGGCGGAGGUGGUCGUGGUGGCGGCAGGGGUGGAGGUGGCCGGGGCGGAGGCGGAGGGGGUGGUGGUCGUGGAGGCACUGGCGGAGGGCAGAGUCAGCAGCCCACCCCGACGCUUCACCACUAA